AUGCCGACACAUAAGCCACAGGGGAGGUUGGUAUUCCCUAUACAUGAUUACUUUGGAAUACCAAAGAAAGGAGCUGGGGAAAAUUAUGAAAACACCAUGUCAGCAUUCAAAAAAUCAGUUACUCUUGGUACAGACAUGUUAGAAUUGGAUGUACACCUAACAAAAGAUGAUAUGGUUGUUGUUUCACAUGAUCACAAUUUAUUAAGAUCUACCGGUGAUAAUAGAAAUAUAUCAGAAUUAAAUUAUUCUGACAUUCCAUUACUGAAAAAAGAUUUAGCAUUGGAUUUUGACCCAGAUUUUGUUUACACCGGAUCUGGAAUCGAAGAAGAGAGAAAAUUUCCUUUGUUAUCAGAAGUAUUUAAAAAUUUCCCUAAAUUUCCAAUAAACAUUGAUAUUAAAGUCAAUAAUGAUAGAUUAAUUCAAGAAGUAUCAAAUUUAAUCAAACAUUAUAAUCGUGAAAAUUAUACAGUUUGGGGUAAUUUUGAUAAUCAAAUCACAUUAAAAUGUUUUAGAGAGAAUCCUAAUGUUCAUUUACUCUUUUCUAUGACCAGAGUUAUUCAUCUUGUUUUACUAUUCUAUUCUGGUCUCUUACCAUUUUAUCCUAUAAAAGAAACUCAUCUUGAAAUUUUUUUGCCUUCUGUAUAUUUUAGAUCGAAAAUGGGAAAUUCAGAUAAUGUGCUCUUAAAAAAUUUUAUGAUUAAAGUAAUGGAUGCUUUGCUCCUUAGACCUGCUCUUUUCAGGCACCUGAAAAAGAGAGGAAUUCAGACUUAUGUUUGGGUUCUAAAUUAUGAAGAAGAAUUUAAAAGAGCAUUCGAUUUAGGAGUCGAUGGAGUAAUGACUGAUUUUCCAAGUAAAUUAAAAAAAUUUCUAGCAGAAAAUCCUCAAUACAAUUCGAAUAAUGUGUUUAUCGAAUGA
This is a messenger RNA of Pediculus humanus corporis (human body louse), 915 nucleotides long. RefSeq names its product glycerophosphoryl diester phosphodiesterase, putative. The coding region runs from base 1 to 915 and encodes 304 amino acids. The record is from RefSeq and is a predicted model, not a curated record. Gene Ontology annotation, molecular function: phosphatidylcholine lysophospholipase A1 activity; phosphoric diester hydrolase activity. NCBI's taxonomy places the organism in Eukaryota, Metazoa, Arthropoda, Insecta, Psocodea, Pediculidae. Gene Ontology annotation, biological process: glycerophospholipid catabolic process. Gene Ontology annotation, cellular component: endoplasmic reticulum membrane. The transcript is spliced from 6 exons.